Messenger RNA from Stegostoma tigrinum, 3051 nucleotides. RefSeq names its product inter-alpha-trypsin inhibitor heavy chain H3-like. The transcript is spliced from 23 exons. NCBI's taxonomy places the organism in Eukaryota, Metazoa, Chordata, Chondrichthyes, Orectolobiformes, Stegostomatidae. The record is from RefSeq and is a predicted model, not a curated record. The coding region runs from base 93 to 3005 and encodes 970 amino acids. Gene Ontology annotation, molecular function: serine-type endopeptidase inhibitor activity. Gene Ontology annotation, biological process: hyaluronan metabolic process.
UGCUGGGGCUUUUUGCCUCGGCGACAGGGAGCUCUGAGUGGGGGGAGAAAAAGGACAAAACCACCUGUGAAAGAGACCUACUCUUUUUAAAAAUGAGGCCAAUGUUAGUUUAUCUUUUGCUAGUUUCUGUUCCGACCUUAAUAUCAGCUGAUUUCAUAAUAACAGAAUCAGAAGAUCAUGGGGUUGGGUAUGGAAGACUUUCACCAAACUAUCGGCCAUUAAAAACGUUACUAAAGAAAAGAAGCACAAAUGGACUGCAAUACAAAGACAGAGAAAAGAUUCAAGUCUACAGCUUGAAGAUCAAUUCCAAAAUUACAUCUCGAUUUGCUCACAAUGUGAUAACAAGCCGUGUGGUAAACCGAGCAACUAAAUCCAAGGAAGCCCUCUUUGAAGUUGAGCUGCCCAAAACAGCUUUCAUUACCAACUUUACCAUGACCAUUGAUGACGUGAAAUAUUUUGGAGAAGUUAAGGAAAAAGAAGCUGCUCACCAACAGUAUAAAGCUGCAGUGUCCCAGGGACAGACUGCAGGAUUGGUCAAAGUAUCUGGAAGAAAAAUGGAAAAGUUCAAAGUAUCAGUAAAUGUUGCACCAGCCAAAAAAGUGAAUUUUGAACUAACCUAUGAAGAAUUAUUAAAACGCAAAUUGGGAAAAUAUGAGAUGAUCCUCAAAGUAAAACCUAUGCAGCUUGUCAACCAUUUCCAGAUUGAUGCCCAUAUUUUCGAACCAAAGGGCAUUGCCUUCCUCAAUGUCCAUGGAACCUUUUUAACAAAUGAUCUGGAACAAGCUAUGGUGAAGAAUAGAACAGAAACCAAGGCUCAUAUUUCCUUUAAACCAACCCUGGAGCAACAGCGAAAAUGUCCUGAUUGCAGUGAAACGCUGUUGGACGGAGACUUGAUCAUACAGUAUGAUGUGAAUAGAGACCUGUCUGGUGGGGACGUACAGAUUGUGAAUGGCUACUUUGUUCACCAUUUUGCACCUGCAAAUCUACCAAGAGUACCUAAGAAUGUCAUCUUUGUGAUAGACCGCAGCUUUUCUAUGCGAGGCCUCAAAUUCAGACAGACAAAGCUGGCUCUACUUAGAAUAUUAGGAGAUAUGAGCACACAGGAUUAUUUUACAAUAAUCAGUUUCGAUUCUACCAUCGAAAAGUGGAGAGAUUCAUUAGUUCAGGCAACUCCUGAAAAUGUUUUGCAAGCGAAAAGAUACAUCAUCUAUUUACAGCUUGGAGCAGAAACAAAUAUAAAUGAUUCUCUGCUACUGGCUGUAAGUCUUCUGGAUACAGCUCUCAAACAAAAGCAACUGCCUGACAGAAGUGUAUCCAUGAUAAUUCUUUUAACAGAUGGCGACCCAAAUGUGGGGGAAAAGGACCCAGUAAAAAUCCAAAUCAACGUUAAAAAUGCCAUACAGGAGAGGUAUAGUUUAUACUGUCUUGGCUUUGGUUUUGAUGUUGAUUACAGUUUCCUGGAAAAAAUGGCACUGGAUAAUGGUGGUGUGGCUCGACGUAUUUAUGAUGAUUCUGAUUCAGCCUUGCAGCUCCAGGGCUUUUAUAAUGAAGUAGCAAAUCCCUUGCUUUUGGAUGUCGAAAUGCAAUAUCAGGAGAAUGCCAUUUCAGACUUAACAGAGGCCACUUUUAGACAGUUUUAUGAUGGAUCUGAAAUUGUCGUAGCUGGCAAGAUAUCAGACAACAGUCUUGAUGUGUUCAUGGUAGAAAUUACAGCUAAAUCUGCUAGCAGUAAUUUAUCUCUUGAAGAGGAAGUCAAUGUGACAGAGGCAGAGAGCAUUCUGCAAUAUCAACAAUAUAUUUUUGGUGAUUUUACUGAGAGACUGUGGGCCUACUUGACUAUUCAACAACUCCUAAAUCAAAGAAUUUCAGCUGAUGCUGGGGAAAAGAAAAAACUAACAGACAGGGCCUUGGAACUUUCGCUGAAGUACAGUUUUGUAACACCACUAACUUCAAUGGUUGUGACAAAACCUGAGGAGGACAAAAUGGAUGUAAUUGCCAUGGCUGACAAACCCAUUCAAAACGCCAAACUCCAGAAACAGCUGAAUGGAGGGUAUUCCACUAGAAUGCAAGGUUUACUUCCAGUACAAAGGGGCCCUUCAUUACAUGAUUUCCCUGCGUCAAGGCAUCACUCAAAGACACAAGGACAUUUUCCUACAUUAAAUUUUGCAUCAUCUGAUAUUACACAGUUUGGAGCUGGAGGAACACAGCAGGCCAGGCAGCAUCAGAGGAGCAGGAAAGCUGAUGUUUCAGCUGACCAUGUAGUAACUAGUGUUGAUGGAGAUCCUCAUUUCAUUAUCCAACUGCCGAAACAACAGAAUGCCAUCUGUUUCAACAUUAAUGGGAAACCAGGUUCAAUACUAAAUCUUGUCACAGAUCUACAGACAGGCAUAAAAGUAAAUGGACAAUUAAUAGGAGACAAGAAAGUAGAAAACAACCAGAAAAUAAAUACAUACUUUGGAACAUUUGGGAUUGAAAACAGGAAAAUCCACAUGAAAAUGGCAGUGACAACUGAAAAAAUCAACAUUUAUUACAAUGAAGAAAAGAUUAUUAUCCCUUGGUCAACUACAGCAACAUUAACAUAUGAGAGCUGCUCAGUCACCAUCUGGAAAGAGAAAGAUCUCACAAUAAUGAUGGGGGAUGGUGCAACAUUCAUUAUCGUGCUGCAUCGGGUCUGGAAAAAUCACCCUCUGCACAGAGACUUUCUGGGAUUUUAUACACUUGAUAGCCACAGGCUUUCAAAUAUGACUCAUGGAUUACUUGGCCAAUUUUACCAUGAUGUUGAUUAUAAGGUGUAUAACAUCCAUCCCGGAUUGGACCCAGAAAAACCAGAUGCUACAAUGGCUAUAAAGGGUCAUAAUCUGACAGUAACAAGAGGAUGGCAGAAGGAUUAUCGACUGGAUUCAAAGUGGGGUGCCAACAUCCCAUGCUGGUUUGUUCAUAACAGUGGGAAAGGAUUUAUUGAUGGAACUCACACUGACUAUGUUGUUUCCUCCUUAUUUGACUAAACACCCAUACAGCUGAUCAGUUUAAUAAAAAGAGAUGAUGAAAAAU